Molecule: messenger RNA, 1500 nt
Organism: Ogataea philodendri
Lineage: Eukaryota; Fungi; Ascomycota; Pichiomycetes; Pichiales; Pichiaceae
Exons: 1
Coding region: 1-1500 (499 amino acids)
Biological process (GO): establishment or maintenance of actin cytoskeleton polarity
Cellular component (GO): cell tip; microtubule cytoskeleton
Molecular function (GO): protein binding
Source: RefSeq, a predicted model, not a curated record
AUGAAUAUAGAUCAACGAAAGCAAUAUACGCGAAAAGAUCUGGAUCAGGACGAGGAGUUUUGGCUACAGCAAGACUCUUUGGCCAUAGAUCUCCGACAGAUGCCGCCUUCGCGACGGACCUUUCUACCGGAUGAGUUGUCCAACAGUUCUUCACAGGCGUCUUCCACGGUGAUACACACGCACCAUCAAGGAGACGCAAAACGUACUGUUGAUGAUUUGAAACACGCAGUGUCGGGUACGUUGGACACGGACAAGAUGUUUGAAGACACGCUCAGGGCGUUAGAGGACGAGUGUGGGAACGGCGAGGACGAGGAGGACGCGAAGUCCAAGGACUCUGAAGACGAUUUUAAUGACUACAUUGAUGGGAUGCUUCCGUCACCACCUUCUUCGCCUCCCAGAGAGUUGGAUCCAAACAAGCUGUAUGCCCUGUACGACUUCAGUGGGCCAGAUCCAUCACAUUUGGAGCUGUCGAAGGACGAUUCCGUGGUCUUGCUGAACGAUUCAGACAGCUAUUGGUGGCUUGUCAGGCGCAACUCUGACAAGGAAGUUGGCUUUGCGCCUGCCGAGAUCCUGGAGACGUUUGAAGAACGUUUGGCACGACUUAACUGCUGGAAGAACGAGGUCAUCGAGCGUCAGGAUACGAGCUGUUUGUCUGUUAACGAUCUCAAGGAAUUUGAAAACAACUCGCAACGCGUCUACUCUGGAUCAAAUUUGACCUUGUACGAGAACCACAACGACAGCAGCAAGAGCGAACAGUCGCUGUUAGGUCGCAAAAGCUCGCUCAAGCGCAGCAAGUCGUCGAUCCGCAAAACAGUGUCGUUUGUGCCAGCCAACCUGCCAGAUCUCAAGGAGGUUGACGACGGUAAGUCUGAGACCGGCAGCGAUUCGCCGUUCAAGCCGGGAAGUUUGGUGGUCAACAAACGUGUGAGCAACACUAACUUCCUGGUGCGCAACCUUGACGAUUACCAGCAACAUGCUCGAUUCUCCUUCCAAGAAAAGGCAGACGACGACGACGACGACGACGACGAAAGCAUCUCUUCCUUUGAUACCAACGCCUACGAUGAGUCUUCGUCGAGUCCAGAGAAGGCUGAUUACAAGCAAGAGUCUAUACACUCGGUGGGAUCCUUCUCUCCAUCAGCCACCUCGGAAUCAGAACCCGACAACUCUAAUACUACUAUUGAUGAAACUGCACAACAAACCAAAUCAUUCAAAACUUUGUCAUUCCAAGAACAACGAACCAAGUUCCUGGAGAAUGAAAAACCUCAGUUGGCUGAGCGUGAGACAUCCAACGAUUCAACUUCUUCUAGCCUAUCGCAGCAAAAAAACGUAUCCAGCUACUCAUCAGAUUCGCUCACUCCACAAGCUUCGCAAUCUGAGCUUACGAAACCUGGUUCUCUACAUCCAAUCACUAACGAAUUGUUCAACCCGUUGUUCAACCAGCUUGAAGUGCUCGAGAAUAUGCUGAACGACUUCAUAGUGACUGACAAGGAACAUGUAUAA